Populus nigra (black poplar) is the source of this 1301-nucleotide messenger RNA. RefSeq names its product chlorophyll a-b binding protein 7, chloroplastic. Gene Ontology annotation, cellular component: membrane. Gene Ontology annotation, biological process: photosynthesis, light harvesting in photosystem I; response to light stimulus. The record is from RefSeq and is a predicted model, not a curated record. Bases 71 to 1111 code for a protein of 346 amino acids. The transcript is spliced from 7 exons. NCBI's taxonomy places the organism in Eukaryota, Viridiplantae, Streptophyta, Magnoliopsida, Malpighiales, Salicaceae.
AUUUUAUCUAUUAUAACCCAUUCAUUCGAUUCGAUAUCCAAUUGCAAGAGCUGAAGGAGAAAGACCACCGAUGGUCAUGGCUCUGGCAGUGGCAGUAGUGCAUCCACAUGCUUCCUUUUCUGCGUCUUCCUCGUCUUUCUUCGCCCAUCAAAGAGUCCCCCGCAUCUUGUUGUCCAAAUCUCGAAGCAACUCCAGUAACAGUACCAGCCUACCAGCUUCCAUCUGCAAAGCUUCAUGGCAAGAGCUUGCUGGAGUGGUGAUAUUCUCAGCAAUUCCAUUCACGGCUGUGAAAGCCAUCGCCAAUAGCCCACUUGGAGAGUCUCUCCAGAGGCGAUUGGAAGAGAGGAAGAAACUUGCCGUUCAACAAUCUUCCAAGUUCAAAGCUUUAGCCCAAAAGGCCCGUAAAGAGAGCUUCUGGUAUGGAGAGGAGCGCCCUAGGUGGCUCGGUCCCAUUUCGUACCAGUACCCAACAUAUCUUCGUGGAGAGCUGCCAGGGGAUUAUGGCUUUGAUGUUGCGGGUCUAGCUGAGGAUCCGGUAGCUUUCCAGACAUACUUCAAUUUGAUUCCAUUUUUGUGCAGCUUUGAAAUACUUCAUGCUCGCUGGGCUAUGCUUGCUGCUCUCGGUGCUCUGAUUCCAGAAGUAUUGGAUUUGUCAGUUUGCAUCAAUCUUCAAGAGAUAUUCGUGUUUAAAGAUAUUCCUAAUUCCCUAUUCUUGGGAGAUACACUAGACUACCUUGGCAUCCCUGGACUCCACUUCGCCGGGGGGCAAGGGGUGCUUGUAAUUGCUUUCUGUCAAGCCAUACUAAUGGUUGGGCCGGAGUAUGCAAGAUACUGUGGAAUUGAGGCUUUGGAACCUCUGGGAAUUUAUUUGCCAGGAGAUAUCAAUUACCCUGGGGGAAUCCUCUUCGAUCCCUUGAACCUCUCCAAAGACCCUGUAUCUUUUGAGGAGUUGAAGGUGAAGGAAAUUAAGAAUGGGCGCCUAGCAAUGGUUGCCUGGUUAGGCUUUUACAUCCAAGCAGCUUUGACUGGUAAAGGGCCCAUUGAGAACCUUGUCGAGCACAUAUCAGAUCCCCUUCACCACAAUCUGUUUUCCACGCUCAAGUUGGUGUAGAUAUUUCUCUUAGGCGUCCAGAAAGGUACAUACGAGGUAUCGUUCCUCCGUCGUAGUCCGUCCGGCGACCCAAUUAGAUCAGAAAGGUACAAAAUGCAAUAUAACCCCGUAGAAAGGUACUGUUGAGUGUUAAGCAAGGUGUCUCUUGCGAAUUCAGCAUCAAAUAUCAAUGGCUGAUUGGUUUUGCUCA